CAUCCCAUAAUCAGACGCAUCCUUUCCACUUUGUUCAUAUCAAAUCUCCACUCGCAAACAUGUCCGCCACCAAGGCCCAUCUAUCACCAAACAACAUCACGCAGCUAAAUGUGCUGCUUCAGCCAGCAAACCAUGCUCUCAUCACCAAGACAUCUGACCCAGACAAAUAUAAAUCAUGCAUCGCGCGAUGGUCCUCCGCUGCCAUAAAGGAGGCCGGUGCCGUUCUUGUGCCUGAGACUAUGGAAGCAGUCCAAAUUGCCGUCAAGUUUGCCUCCCAGAACAACAUUGAUCUUGCUGUCCGCGGCGGCGGCCACUCAACAUCGGCAUCCAGUUCCACCGAUGGCGGCCUACUCAUUGACUUGGGGCGAUCAUCCAAGUUCACCCAAGUCACUGUUGACCAGUCCAAGAAGCAUCUUCACGUAGGUGGCGGUGCGAUCUGGGGUCAAGUUGACGAUGCUGGCUUUGCUGCUGGCCUUGCAACAGUAGGCGGCACAGUUGCAGAUACGGGUGUAGGUGGACUCACUCUUGGCGGAGGCUAUGGCUUCUUAAGUGGUAAACUAGGUUUGACUAUUGACAACCUAGUGUCUGUCACAUUAGUCACGGCAAACGGAGAUUCCCUUACCGUGAACAAGGACGAGAAUGCAGAGUUGUUCUGGGCCCUGCGCGGUGCUGGCCACAACUUUGGCGUUGCCGUCGAGUUUGUUCUACAGGGUCAUGCUUAUGGUACAGGACCAGCAGAAGAGCGCGAAGCAGGCGGUGCGGAUGGAGGACAGGCAUAUGCGGGAAUGCUCAUAUUUUCCCCGGACAAGCUUGAUCCCGUCAUUACGCUCAUGAACAAGAUGUAUGGUGUUGGUGGAACAGUAGGAACAAGCGGCGCUGGUGGCUUUGCUUUUGCGCGUCCCCCGCCAAUGGGUGGUGCUGUGGUCAUCAUUUGUCCUGUGAUUUGGCAUGGUGAUGAAGCAUCUGGACGUGCAGCAUUCCAAGAGCUUAUUGAUCUCGGGCCUAUCGUUGAGGACGUCAAGAUGAUAGAUUACCCCGGUAUCAACAGACUCUUCCAGUUCGCGCCUCAGAUUCGCGCCAGCAUGAAGGGACUUACAUUUACUCUACCCAUGCGCAAUGAGUUUGCACAGCAAGUGUUGGCCUCGUAUACCAAAUUCACCGACUCGGUUCAGGAUGCCAGCGACAGUCUGGUCCUAUUUGAACUGUUCGAUCCGACUGUUGUCGACGCCAAGGCCACCAACACAGACAUGGCGUUUAGCAACCGCGGGCAUCACUUCAACGGUAUGGCUGGUUCUGUCUGGCAAAAGGAAGAAAAUGAUCAAACGUGUCGACUUUGGGGUCGCGAGGUGGCUGCUUUGUUCCAGCAGGAGCUGGAGCAGAACAGGGGAGCAGCGUCAACCACGGUGGUGCCCAACAACACUGAUGCAGUGAUGAUGUAUGGCAACUAUGAGCAAUCACACGACAGGGCUCGCUCCGUCUUUGGCGCCAACUAUGAACGCCUGCAGAAGCUCAAGGCGCAGUAUGAUCCAACCAAUGUGUUUAACAAGCAGUUUAGAAUUGAGCCGCAGGCCUAGUCAUUUGGACAUAAAGACAAAAGUCUCUCGGAAUGUUCUGGAUAUGGUCAAGCCACGCAACUUGGACAAGGCUGUAGAAAAGGGGAGCGCCAAAACAACGUACAAUGCAUGGUCUGCGCGAGGCUACACGCCUAUAUGUUAGUGGAAAAUCACUGUGAUGUGCAGCCCAAAAUACACCCAAAACAGAAAGUGGCCGUGGCUACGGAGUUGGGUCGAUGCUCAUGGGGGGUAGUAAAAUUAGUAUAAAUUCUGCUUAAACCCACAACAUUUAUUUUUAUUGUUUGAAGAGAUCAAUCUAUUCAGCUUUACU
This is a messenger RNA of [Torrubiella] hemipterigena, 1884 nucleotides long. The record is from the annotation of a GenBank genome assembly. NCBI's taxonomy places the organism in Eukaryota, Fungi, Ascomycota, Sordariomycetes, Hypocreales, Clavicipitaceae.